CCUCCUCUAUGAUUGCAUGUUAUCGUGGGAUUCUGUCGUGGCCUCCACUGAGAAUUCCGUCUCUACAUUUCGAAGUCCCUCACCAUCUUUUUGUGGGUCGCGGUCAUCUGUCCUGUGUUUGUUUCGGUUGUCGUGUGGCCUUCGGUGGUGUGGUGGUGUUGGACUUCCUCCUCUCCAUGGCUUUGAUUUGUGCAAAUUUGGUGGACAGAGAUGGUUAGAACCAGAGAUGGAUCAUCUUAUCAUGGUGAGACUUUUUCUUCUCGUGGUGAGUCUUCAUCUCUGUCACAUUCUAAAAGGAGAAGACCUACGACAUUUACUCGUAGAAGACGCGUUCAAGAAAGUCAUGUGGACGUGAUUGAGGAGCAUGAGCAGCAUGACAGGGGUAUUCAACACGGUUAUGUUGAGGACGAUUAUGUUGAACACGAGGAUGUUCAGCAAGAGGAUGUUUGUGAAGAAGAAGAUGAAGAAGGUGGAUUCCUAGGAGGUCCACACGACACCUUCUUGCUUACUCACUACAUCGACCAUGUUGCAUUUGCCAUAUGGAUCGAUGGGAGAUGAAGGUGAUCUCCCAUGAUAAAAAACUAAAACACUUUGGAAUGUAUCAUGAGGCUAUUGAGCCUUUUAACACCAUGUCGGGCUUGAGUUCAUUAGUCAACUUAUCAUAUGAGUAUGUCGAUCAUGGAUUAAUCGUGGCCCUUGCAGAGAGGUGGCAUUUGGAGACAAAUAGUUUCAACCUCCCGGUAGGUGAGAUGUUGGUUACAGUAGAUGCCGUCCACAAUCUCCUCCACCUACUUAUUAUGAGUUAGUUUUGUGAGGUCGAGGACUUAGAGUAUGAGGAGGCUCGAUCUCAUAUUAUGGAUUUGUUGGGCGUGGAUCGCGCCAAAGCUACAACAGAGAUGACCCACACACGCGGUCCAAAAGUCAGGCUAAGCUGGUUGAGGGACGUCUACCAGGAGUGUUGUGACCAGGAGCUUUGGGAGUGCGCUACUCGUGCCUACUUGUUGCAUCUGGUUGGAUGCACAAUAUUUACAAAUAAGAGUGGCAUGCUCAUCAGAGUAUCGUACCUACUUCUCUUUAGAGACUUGGCUGCCUAUGGGAGAUAUGCUUGGGGAGCAGCGACACUAGCUCAUACAUACGAGCAACUUGGAGAUGCUAGCUUUAGUGAUAUCAGACAAAUAGUUGGAUAUUCCACUCUUCUAUAGGUAAAACUUAGUUACGCAAAUUUGUUUUCAUAUGUUUUGAGAAUGUUAGGAAUGUAUAACACAAUUUGAGUAAUGUUUUUGUAAAGUUGGAUAUAUGAGCACUUUCCUAUAAUGGGAAGGAAGCAAGUCUCAAGGAGGUACAACGAAAUUGAUCCUCGUGUUGCAAGGUUCAUACCUCCUAGGCAAGGUUGGAGUUUGACAGAGGGGCGGACAUAUCUAGAUGGACUCACUUAUGAUGCAUUCAUUUGGUGUCCAUUCAUUGCACAUAGGCUUAUUUGCCCAUUCAUGGCCAUAUGCAUGUUUUCUGGGUGGAUCCGACUAGGUAACAUGGUUCACCGACAUCUGCCUGAACGUGUGUUAAGGUAGUUUGGUUUUCAGCAAAUCAUACCACGUAGCCCUGAGACUCUUCCGAUGCCAGACAUUCCUGGUAUUGAUCACUAUUGGCUACGGUAUGUUGAGCAUGCUAUUACUGACGUGAUUCCAGCCCCUGACGAUGAUCCAUUUGUGUGUGUUGUGGGAUACCUUUAGUGGUAUAGGAGGGUAUCACAUCCCUACAUCAUUCUAGCCCCUGACGAGGACCGCCUUAGUCUUGCCCCGCGCAUGAGGCGACACAUCCCCGAUGAGUUCCCGUAGCCAGUUCGUCGUAGGUCGCCCGAUCCUGGAUGGUUGGUAUGUGAUGAAACAAAAUUUUUAUGUAUUACAAGAUAUUCUUAAUCAUGGUUUACUUUUGUUUAAAGUUAUCGUAAUUUUAGGGUUUUAUGAGGCGUGUCAUCAGGAUCCUACAGAGCAUGAUAUCGUGUAGGAACGUCACAGAGGGUACUGUAGCGUGGCAUCAUACUAAUGAGGCCCUCCAGGUUGCUCGUAGGUCAGUUGACGAGCAUACAACCAGCAAUAGCAGUAAAGGCGGUCGUAAUGUGCAUGGACAAGUAUCUUUUUCUUGACACACCUUACA
This is a messenger RNA of Vigna angularis (adzuki bean), 2154 nucleotides long. RefSeq lists its product as uncharacterized. The transcript has 3 exons. The coding region runs from base 211 to 558 and encodes 115 amino acids. Lineage: Eukaryota; Viridiplantae; Streptophyta; Magnoliopsida; Fabales; Fabaceae. The record is from RefSeq and is a predicted model, not a curated record.